Molecule: messenger RNA, 3209 nt
Organism: Spinacia oleracea (spinach)
Lineage: Eukaryota; Viridiplantae; Streptophyta; Magnoliopsida; Caryophyllales; Amaranthaceae
Product: pentatricopeptide repeat-containing protein At2g02980, chloroplastic-like
Exons: 4
Coding region: 25-1617 (530 amino acids)
Biological process (GO): RNA modification
Molecular function (GO): RNA binding; protein binding
Source: RefSeq, a predicted model, not a curated record
AAAACUAAACAGGCAUUUAGGACCAUGAAACUUUUUCAUGGCAGGUUAACAACUCUCUCGUAUGGUUGGCAACCGCCAAAAUCGACAUCAAUUUUGAAUUGUAUUCUUUCUUUUACACGUUCAAAUUCAUCAUCAGACAUCAAUUCUUCCUUGCAUUCAACUAAAAUCCUGCAAAAACUCUCAAACCCUUCUCAUAUGAAGCAAAUUCUGGCCCAAAUCAUCGUCAAAAAUCAACAAUUGGACCAAUUUUGUCUCAUGAAACUCAUCGAUAUUUGUGCUUCUUCAAAUGGGUUCUCUUCCUCUGCUUUAAUUUUCUCCCAAUUCCAUGAAUUUAUUGAUUCUUAUAUUUGCAAUUCACUUCUUAGAACUUAUACCCAUUUAAAGAAGCACUGGCAUUCAAUUUUUGUCUACGUACAAAUGCAUAAACAUGGUAUAUCCCCUGAUAUUUUGACUUUCCCGGCUGUAAUUAAAUCAACUGCUCAUUUAUGUCGUCGUAGAUUAGGGAAAUCACUUCAUUGUUGCGUGAUUAAGAUGGGUUUUGGUUCAGAUAUGUUUGCAAGUACUGCACUUGUUCAUAUGUAUAGUUCUUGUUCAUCGGUUGAUGAUGCACGUACUGUGUUUGAUGAAAUGCCUGAGAGAAAUUCUGUUUCUUGGAACGCCAUGAUUACUGGUUAUGUACAUGGAAGGCGGUUCUCAGAGGGGUUUGAUGUGUUUAGGGACAUGAUGAGGGAUGGGAUAGAGUUGGGGGAGGUGACUAUGGUGGGGCUAUUAUCGGCCUGUGCUAACUUAGGUGCUCUGAAUCAAGGAAGGUGGGUUCAUGACUAUAUUAGGCGAAAUGGGAUGGCGUUGAAUGUAUAUGUUGGCACUGCUCUUAUUGAUAUGUAUGCAAAAUGUGGGAAUGUUGAGGAGGGUUUAAAGCUUUUAAGGGCAAUGAAGGUGAAAAAUGUGUGCACUUGGAAUGUUUUGAUUUCAGCAUACUCGAUCAAUGGACAAACAGAGGAUGCUUUGAUGGCAUUUUACAGCAUGAUUUUUGAAGACUAUAAGCCUGAUCAUGUAACCUUUUUGGCUGUUUUAUCGGCUUGUUUUCAUGGAGGUCUUGUUGGCGAGGGCAGGUCACAUUUCAAAAGUAUGAAAGGGGAGUUUGGAGUGGAGCCAAAGAUGGAGCAUUAUGGUUGUAUGGUUGAUCUGCUCAGCCGGGCUGACUUAAUUCAUGAAGCUGUGGAACUAAUCAGGAAUAUGCCCUUGAAACCAGACCCGACCAUUUGGAGGGCCUUGCUUCGUGCCUAUCAAGUUCGUGGACAUGUCCACUUCACUGAGCUUUUGAUUCUGAAACUCAUUGAACUAGAGCCACAAAAUGGAGACAACUUUUUCUUACUGUCAAAUCUAUAUAGCCAACAGCAAAGGUGGGCAGAAGUUGAGGUAGUGAGGGAAAUUAUGAAGGAUAGAGGCAUCCAGAAUAUCCCUGGCUACAGUUCAAUUGUUAUCAACAAUGAAAUUUUUGAAUUUGUUGCAUCAUAUGAUGUUAAACCAAGACUUGAGGAGGUAGAUAAAGUUUUGGCACAUAUGUCCGGGGAACUAAUUCUAUCAAGUUCUUUUACUAAUACUGAAAUUUUGUAACAUAAUCCAAUGGAAGAAGAAGAUGAUGUCUUGGUUUCCACUUUGGCAUUUGUAAAAUAACUAUUACCUGGAUAUAAACUCUUACAUGAGAUUUGGCCGAAGCUAACAUACUCCGGUUCUUGGGAUAGCCUGGUAUGAAGUGGUCGCUCCUUAAAGAAGCUGAAGGCAUGAAGACUAUAAUGUAUCAGAUAUACCUGAUAAAAUUUCAAGAAGGUUAGCUCGAACCCAGUUUUCUCUGACCAGGUUAAUACAUGUCACAAAAGAACGAGUGAUGACUUCUAAUUUUUAUACUGGUUCAGGAGUUUAACUCUAAGUAUUGUUGAAGUAUACUGUUUGCAAGAAAGGGGAUAUGUAAGGAGGAGUACAGGGAGCUGCUGCAUGAAAAUCAAUGGAGCAGUACUUUUGCAGGGAGUAAAUUAGUAUACUAAACACAGAAUUAACUCAGAUGGAUACCGAAAUUAGCUGGAUUCUAAUUUAACCAGUCCAAUAUGGAGUAACACAUAUUGGAGUUCAUCCUCUUCUGAGCAUAUGCAGCAAGGUUUAUAACCAAGCAGAGAAUCAUUUUCACUUUUCAGCAUGGUGCCUGCUGCCCCCUAUGGUUGAGGGGACUCUGUUCUUUUUCGCGGUGUUGGAAUCAUUGAAUGUUCAUCAUGAGGCUGUGUUUCGGGGAGCAUAUGUUGAAGCUUAACUAUGGAGUACUGUGUAUAUUUCUCGGUACAGCUUUCCCUACAUGGCAUAAUUUUGCCUGUUCUGUUACUAGCAAUAAUUCAAAAAGACUGCAUAAAGGGCGCCCACUAUCAAAUAUCAGUACACAAAAAGGUAAAUAUGUCAACCUCAAAUCUUUCACGCUGGAACUGUUGUAUCAUUGUAUGUUGUUGUAUGUAAAUUACUGGUUAUAACUUUGACCUUGAUUUGUUAAGCUGGAUGAACCAGAGUAUAUGGCUUUAUACUUCAAAUGCUUUUUCUCCAAGUUGAGUGAAAUGAGGACUUUGACGAGCUACCUGAAGCAGUUCAAAAUCAUCAUAAACAUCACGAUACAUCUCCAAAUUAGCCUCCGCGUUUAUCAGAGAUGACACACAUAGCUCUUUCCUCCAUUCUUCCAAGCGUGGAAAUCCCACUUUAUCUGCGUACAUGUCACAGUACUGCAGAAAAAAAGCAUACAUUAGAGUGAUUUGCAGAAGAAGAUCCGAGGAUUAAAGACAAUAUAUACCUUCCUAGGUAUUCCAACGAAUGAAAGAGAAGGAGCGAGUGAAGGAGGGAAUGUGUGCUCGUAUAAAGGUCCAACGCGAUCAUCAUCAACCUCGAUGAUUCCUUUGGUGUCAAGGAACGGAAAUGUGUAUGAAUACCUACAGUAGUAAACAGUAAGUUUCUUCAUGGUUAAUCAUCAUGUCUCUUUAGCAAAAUUAUAUAUUUCUUCAUGGUUACAUAAAAUUAUAGAUGUCUCUUUUGUUUACAACUGUACAUAACUUAAUUUCCAUCUUUUGUCAGACUAUCAUUUUCAUUCAUAACACCAUUCUGAUUUCUGAAGAAAUGUAAUGUAUUUACAGUACUUUCUGCUUAAGGAACUUGCAUGUCACCAUGAUUUAAUAUUA